ACCAAUAAAAAUUAAACAGCUCUGGGGAGCUCCGCCCCUUUGUUCUUCAACAUGGCGGUGUCCCGGUUACCAACAGCAGCUCUGAGCCUCAAACAGUUUUUGCAGAGGCAGAAGGUUCUGGGGCUUUACAGAGAUCUGUUCCGAACCAUCCGCAAAAUACCGGUCGAGUCUGAUCGCAGAUAUUUAAGAGAUUGGGCCAGAGAAGAGUUCAAGAGGAACAAGAGUGAAACGGACCAGGACGUGAUUCGCAUGAUGAUCACUCAAGCACACAAUCAUCUGGAGGACUUGAGAAAGUCCCUCGCGUUGGCUGGAUGCUAGAACGUCGACGGAUCCCGAGUUCAUCUGGAAAUCGAACUAAACGUUAACCAUUUAUUAAAAGGAUGGUUUGAACAGAAAUCAUCAGAUACUAAACCUCACGCCAUUCCAGACACAAGACUUUCACUCAUCUGACUGAACAAGUUCACGCAUCCAAAACGCUCUUUUAUGAUUGUAAAUUAAUUCCAGUGGAUCAUAUAGUCCUCUUAAGAGGCACGGUCCACUUCAUGAUUAAUUUAGCAAGUUGAUGAAUGUUUAUAUGCAAAUGAAAGCAUACAGAGAAGGGAUGAAAUAUGGUGAACACAAGCUAAUGUCUCGUUAUACACAAGAGCAACUUUCAUUGGUUUUCAUGCAUUAAUGAAGCAUACAGCAAUAAAAGCAUAAAUCUAAUCCGUUGAAGACAAUGUAUGAAGUCGUUGUGUCUUUAAAUUGAGGGACGGAAAUAUCUGGUUUCAAUAAAAUGGCUUCAGUUGUGUUUUUGAAGAUGAAUGCACGUCUUGUGUGUUAAAUGAUAUCACGGUUAUCGUUUUUAGGUGAACUAAAGUACACUAAAAUGUGAAAAUUGUGUGUAUAUAAAUGUAUAUUGCAUGAUCGCUCGUUCUUUUACUUUGCCAAAUAUUAAUAAAAGCCAAAAACGUUCA
This is a messenger RNA of Puntigrus tetrazona (Sumatra barb), 956 nucleotides long. RefSeq names its product LYR motif containing 2 (gene lyrm2). The record is from RefSeq and is a predicted model, not a curated record. NCBI's taxonomy places the organism in Eukaryota, Metazoa, Chordata, Actinopteri, Cypriniformes, Cyprinidae. The coding region runs from base 52 to 318 and encodes 88 amino acids. Gene Ontology annotation, cellular component: mitochondrion. The transcript is spliced from 3 exons.